UUAUAAAUUUUAGAGUUUUUUUUUUAAUUUGGUUUGAAACCAAUCAACAUUUUUGAUUAAAAUGAGCUUGGUAUUAAAACGGGUAUAAUUUUAAAACUAAAUUUAUUGAUCAAAAUAACUAUUUUGGGUAUUAAAAUGGCUAGAAAAAAAUGAGUAUUAAAAGCUUAAAAAUUUAGUUGGAUUAUUUUUGUGGAAUUUUUCCUUUUUAGUUUACAUCUUCUUUUUGUUGUUGUUACAGUUACUAUCCACUACAAUUAGGGACAAUUUUUCAAUUAACCUAUAUCCAUAAUUCCAAGAACCACUCUUCCUUUCUUUAUAGAUUUUACAAUUUUUGAAGAUUUUUUUUUUUUUCAAGAUUUUUAAAAUUUACAAGAAUCAGUGAUACUUUGAUCAUGUUCUUGGAAUCUCAAUAUAAUCUGAUUUAAGAUCUUUUGAAUGGAUGACUCGUUUUCCUCUCAUGGUAAGUUUUUGAAUUUGUAGUAUUGAAGUAUUCUAAGGAGACCAAAGGCUUUUAUUUGGUGUCAUGAAAAAACUAAACGGAAAUUCUGCUACCCGAACAAGUUUGCAUUUAUUAAUGAAGAACAUGAUAUCAUCAAGAGAAGAAUGAUGAUUUUUAUAAUUUUAAAAAUGUGGGAGUUAGUUGCUGAUAUUUUGGGCUACAUGCAUUGGCCAUAUUUGAGAUAUCGAGAGUUCAAAUUCCAUUGGGUACAUGUGAAAAACAGAUAAUAGCAUGACGAUAGAGAGAUAAUAGCAUGACAGUAGACUAGUAAGCUGCAAGUUAAUGUUCAUGCAUGCAUGGUGGUUAGAUCAGCAUCACUAACUUACGUGUAGUGAUUGUAAUUUUUGUUUUUGUCUGUCUAACCAACUAAAUUGUUGACUAGUAUUUAUUGUCUGAGAGCCAAUAAAAAUCCAACCAGAGAUGUGUUCUGUCUCUCUCCCCCCUUAAGGUCGGCUUCAACUUCGCAAUGGAGACUCCACCAACGAAGGAGCUGCUAAUGAAGAUGCUAGAGCUCGAGGAGAGUCACGAACGCCUAAAGCAGGAGAUGUGUAGGCUCAAGGCCGUAUCCACAGAGCUUGGUCAUUCAGAGAAGAGAAACAUCGGCGAGGGAGCUCUAGUAUUGAGGAAAAGCUGCGCCGAGUCGUUGCGGAAGGAGAGGCGUAUCCAGGAUACGAUCAGUCUAAGAGAUGGAAUAGGAGGAGAAACAAAGCCAUCGGCAGGGAAGUUCACCCAUCAACAGUAUUUGAACAUUGUGCAGUCGAUGGGCCAAUCAGUUCAUGCCUUCGAUCUCAAAAUGAGAAUUAUCUUUUGGAAUGCCAUGGCGGAAAAGCAAUUUGGAUACACUGCUGAAGAAGCAGUUGGGCAGAACCCAAUUAAUGUUAUGGUAGACGAUCAGGAUGCUGCCUUUGCAAUGAACAUUGCUCAACGUUGUUUCAAUGGAGAGAGCUGGACCGGUGAGUUUCCUGUCAGGAGCAAAUCAGGGCAUAGAUUUUCAGCUGUCACUACAUGUUCCCCAUUUUACGAUGAUGCUGGUUCUCUUGUUGGCAUAAUUUCUCUCACAAGUAAGUCAGCACCGUAUUUGCACCCAACAAUCUCUUUGGCAAAGUUAAAGGCAAAACAAGGUGAAAAGAGCUCUAGCCCUGUAAGUAGUUUCGUAUCAAAACGUGGUUUGGACUCCAAAGGAGCUGUUUUAUCGAAACUUGGGCUUGACUCUCAUCAGCCUAUACAAGUUGCUAUAGCAUCAAAGAUAACAGAUUUGGUUAGUACCAUUUUCUUAGCUUGUAUGGAUUAUAUAUGUCACCUUUUAUUUUGAUGAUGUAUAUUUUGAUUAGUGUUAAACUCACAGGCAUGCAAGGUGAGCAACAAGGUCAUGUCGAAAAUGCGAGCAGGUGACAGUAGUGGUGCCACACUCUCUGAGGGAGUUUUUGGUCCUGCUCUCUCUGACCAAAGGGACGAUGCAUCGUCAAGUGGUGCCAGCAUAAAAAGAGGGGGUUUUAUAUAUUCUCCUUUUGGGGUGUUCAGAUGUGAUGAGGAACAUAAAUCUCACCAGAUUAAUCCCUGUUCUGGUGUUAACUUUGAAAGUGGUUCCUCUGAUAGUAAGACUAGCAGUAAUAAGGGAAUCAGUUUGUGUUCUUCACCAAAUUCAAACAACAGAAGCAGUUCCAGUAGCUGCAAAAGUAUAAGCAACAGUGAUAUGAACAAGGUUGAUACAAAUAGUGAUUGCUUGGAAUAUGAAAUUUUAUGGGAUGAUUUGACAGUUGGAGAAGAAAUAGGACAAGGUUCAUGUGGAACUGUUUGUCGUGGUCUCUGGUUUGGAUCUGUUGUAGCUGUGAAAGUGUUCUCAAAAGUAGAAUAUUCAGAAGAGGCCAUACAAUCUUUUAGACAAGAGGUAGCGUUGAUGAAAAGACUUAGACAUCCUAAUGUUUUGCUGUUUAUGGGAGCUGUGACUUCACCUCAGCGUCUCUGUAUGGUGUCAGAGCUCCUUCCACGGUCCAGUCUCAUCUCUUUAGUCUCAAGCCUUAGCUCUAAUUCAUGACCAUACUUAUUUGGAUUACUAUUUGCAGUGGAAGCCUCUUCCAGCUACUACAGAGGAAGACAUCAAAACUUGAUUGGAGGCGGCGUAUCCUUAUGGCCUUGGACAUUGUGAGUAAUAGUUACACGGUCAUUAGACAUCUGAUUUACACGGUCAUUGGCCAUUGACAAAU
Brassica napus (rape) is the source of this 2703-nucleotide messenger RNA. RefSeq lists its product as uncharacterized. The record is from RefSeq and is a predicted model, not a curated record. Gene Ontology annotation, biological process: protein phosphorylation; regulation of DNA-templated transcription. NCBI's taxonomy places the organism in Eukaryota, Viridiplantae, Streptophyta, Magnoliopsida, Brassicales, Brassicaceae. The transcript has 5 exons. Gene Ontology annotation, molecular function: protein kinase activity; ATP binding.